AUGGCGGAGCGCCACCAGCAGCAACAGCCAACUGAGGCCAUCAAGAGCUAUCUUCCGGUUCCGAAAAAAGGUGCUACUCCCACUUCAAAAAUCCUCGCAAUUAUCACGCUCUUCCCCGUGGGCAGCGUCCUCCUAUGCCUCGCCGGGCUCGUUCUCGUCGGCACCCUCAUCGGCCUCGCAGUUGCCACACCUCUUUUCGUGAUAUUCAGCCCGAUAUUGGUCCCUGCGGCCCUCACAAUCGCCGCGGCUGUCGCAGGGUUCUUGACCGCAGGGGCUUUCGGGAUCACUGCAGUGUCUUCUCUCUCCUGGAUGUUCAACUAUUUCAGAAAAAUGGGUGCAGCGCCGAAGCAUAUGGAGCAGGUAAGGAGGAAAGCGCAGGACACAGCGGGCCAGAAGGCUAGGGAAGCUGGCCUUAGGGCCCACGAAGCCGUGAAAACAUGA
Ilex paraguariensis (yerba mate) is the source of this 441-nucleotide messenger RNA. Lineage: Eukaryota; Viridiplantae; Streptophyta; Magnoliopsida; Aquifoliales; Aquifoliaceae. The record is from the annotation of a GenBank genome assembly.